Nerophis lumbriciformis (worm pipefish) is the source of this 1914-nucleotide messenger RNA. Its product is annotated as tumor necrosis factor alpha-induced protein 2-like. Gene Ontology annotation, biological process: exocyst localization; exocytosis. The record is from RefSeq and is a predicted model, not a curated record. NCBI's taxonomy places the organism in Eukaryota, Metazoa, Chordata, Actinopteri, Syngnathiformes, Syngnathidae. Gene Ontology annotation, molecular function: SNARE binding. Gene Ontology annotation, cellular component: exocyst.
AUGAAGAAGGAAAGAUGUGAAGGAGGCGCAGCCAUGGAGAAGAAGCCAGAAGGAGAAAAGAGGAGACUUCCCAGGUUGAAGAUCAUUGGAAGGUUCUGGAACCACACAGCAGAGGAGUCCCAGUCAGAGGAGACCAGCAGCGAAUUAACAGUCGUGAAGGCGGAGCUUGUGGAGACCAGCAGAAAGUUGCUAGACAAGGAAGAGGAGCUCUUCAGUCAAGACCUUCCCAGUGAGGAAGACGAGGACCGACUCCAGCAAGACUUGGAAGCUCUGAAGCUGAACAUCCUGAUGGUUGUCCACCACAUCUUCAACUCUUCGUCCUCUUUGGAGUCGGGUGCUCUGAGGAGCGCCGUGGCCGCCAUGCAGCUACAGGAGAUGCAGGACCGACAGUGGGCAGGUCCAUCUGAGGGGCGUGUCCCAUCGUGGCGUCCUCAGAAAUGUCUGAGCGCUCACAACGAGCUGCUCGCCAAGUUGGUGGAGUCCAGGUUGGCCGAGGCUGCCCAAGACGAGUCGAGUGGUGCUGAUGGACUCUCGUCCCCCUUGAAGAGGCAGGUGUGUCGCAUGGGCAAGCGUGUGAAGGAGGACCUGCUGAGGGUGUCCCGCGUGGUCCAGGACUGUUACGGCACAUACCUGGACGUGCUCAACGUUUACGCUGGCUUAUGUCACAGUUCUUUCUCGGCCCGAUUGACCCAAAUGAAUUCUGCUGGACUGGAAGCAGACGACUCCGCCUACCUGCUCUUCUGGGCCAAUCGCUACUAUCCACAGGAAAUACUACAGCAUGAAGACCUUCGGGGGAGCAUAAAGACUUCCUGUCUGGGGUCUCUCCUAACAGAGAAAGAGGUGCAGGAGAUGGAGGAGCAGUACAUGAAGAAGAAGGAACACCAGAUUGACUUGUGGCUGCACAACGUCCUGCACAGAGAAGAAGACAAUUGGACCAAGAACGAGACACCAGAACUUAUUGACAACUACCACUUCUCCCCACUCGCCGUCCACGUCAUUCAGGUGAUAGACGGAUCCCUGAAGGAGUGGAGCAGUCUAAUCAAUGAUGACAAGAAAUAUCAGAGGGUUACUGCUCACCUGGAGAGCUUCCUUACCAGGUACAAGAAGAGUGUGGAGAAGUUGGUGAAGAGAAAUGAUGAAAGUGUAGCAGCAUCAAUCAAAGCUCACUUGGCCUGUGAGGAGCAGCUCAGAGAUUACAUCAAAAGUCAAAGAGGAAGUGUGUCAGAGCAGCAGAGACGUCGCUGUGAGGACAUUUUGGAUGCACUGAGGGAUUGUGGGUAUUCCCGUUUGACUCGCCCCAUUCACCAACAACUAAAGGUGUUUUAUAAACAGCUGUGGACUUCUGGCUGGUUGGACCGGUCACUUCCUGUCAUGGACUCUUUCUUGGACUCUUUGUAUGAACAUUUGGCUCAUCUGGCUGACGUGAAACCUUCUUGUAGACAGCGCCUGCUGUGUGUCCUGCAUGAGGACACAGUUUUUCAGUAUGUGAAGAGGAUGAUGAAAAGCAGUUUGAAGAGCAGAGAGCAACAAGUGGGCGGAGCUCAACGUAUGACUGAAGACGCUCAAAAGCUGAAAGACUUCUUCAGUGCGGCGGGCUGCGGCGUGUUGUUGCGACUCGAAACUGUGCUCUGCGACAUGGCCGACAUCCUUCAACUACAUGACCCAGGAAGUGUUCGGCUGGAAAUGGUUGCCUUCGCUAAGAAAUUCCCCGACCUAAGUGAUGAUCUGCUGUCGGCACUGCUCGCCUUCAAAACAGGCCUCUCAGCGGCCGAUUACCGCUCCAUCAGGCGCAGUCUAGAGGAAGUCCGGCCCUUCCGUGCCUCCACCAGUCAGGGCUUGGUGUCCUUCUCCAAGCUCAAGGUCAAAUGGAUCCGUGACAGGACAGCCUACCUGGACCAGAGCCACUCUGACUGA